Messenger RNA from Fundulus heteroclitus (mummichog), 1021 nucleotides. RefSeq names its product ciliogenesis and planar polarity effector 2 (gene cplane2). The transcript is spliced from 5 exons. The record is from RefSeq and is a predicted model, not a curated record. Bases 236 to 991 code for a protein of 251 amino acids. Gene Ontology annotation, molecular function: GTPase activity; GTP binding. NCBI's taxonomy places the organism in Eukaryota, Metazoa, Chordata, Actinopteri, Cyprinodontiformes, Fundulidae.
GGUUGUCAAGGAACGGGUUCUAGUUUACGGAACUGUUAGCGUUGCUGCUAAAAUCGUUUCUGUUUUCCAUUUUUACCACAGCAGUUUUCUUUCAUGUUCAGUGUACCAUUGAUGUUUUGUAAAUGUAAGUUAAGAAGCGUGGUUUUACAACCACAACCUCGUCAACUAAAAACAAAUCGGGUGUUUAUUUUUAAAACGGAACAGAAGACUUUGUGAUGCUAGCUGCAUAGCCUGCAUGAUGGCACGGGAGUCUCCUCCUCCUGGAUCAUUCAUUGUCCCCGACUGGCAUCGAUGUAAAGAAAGCAAGGAAUAUUUCAACAAAAUUAUGCACAAGAAACGAAAGAAUUUUGGUCUGUUGGAGUCUCCUGUGAUGCCUCCACACGCAGCAGUGGACACAGUUCAUUAUAAGAUUUUCCUUUCGGGUAAGAGUGGAGUUGGGAAAACUGCUCUCGCCGCACGCCUUGCUGGCCUGAAUAUUCCUAAAAUGCACCAUGAAACUACAGGUAUUCAAACAACAGUGGUGUACUGGCCUGUGAAGCUGAGGGAAAAUGGCAGAGUGCUUUUCUUUCGUCUGCAGCUGUGGGACUGUGGAGAGAACGCCUUGCGGAGAUUUGAUCAUUUGCUUCCAUCCUGUAAGGAACAGGUGGAUGCCGUCAUCUUCCUUUUCUCCUUCACCGACAGGACAUCCUUUGAAGAUUUGUCAAAUCAAAUAUCUAAAUGGACCGAGCCAUCUUAUGGCUGCCUUGUCAAAGUGGUGGUUGGCACAAAGUUUGACCUCUUCAUGCACUGCGAUGUGCCAGAGAGGGAUGUCAGGAAGUUCCAGGAGACAUGGAGGUUACCUGUGCACCGCUCAGGUGGGGAGGUCAGCGAUGGGCUGGGUGACGUAGCCCCCAUCCUCAACUGCCUUGCAGAGAACCUGUGGCACCAGGACUGUGUUAGAGCUGGAGCAGCUGGUCAGCAUCCACAGCAUGAUACAGUGACUUUGCCUUAAAAAAAAAAAAAAAAAAAAAAAAAAAAAAAA